Hypoxylon trugodes is the source of this 1065-nucleotide messenger RNA. Its product is annotated as Cenp-O kinetochore centromere component-domain-containing protein. The coding region runs from base 135 to 1013 and encodes 292 amino acids. The record is from RefSeq and is a predicted model, not a curated record. Lineage: Eukaryota; Fungi; Ascomycota; Sordariomycetes; Xylariales; Hypoxylaceae. Gene Ontology annotation, cellular component: Mis6-Sim4 complex; kinetochore. The transcript is spliced from 2 exons.
CUCAUCAUCCUUCAUUAAUCAACACGCGUCUAUUCUGUCGCGUCGUCUCGUCAUAGAGUCAAGUUAAUUCAUUCUAGGCAAUCAUAAUUAUAAACUCUUUAAUUAGUCAGGUGAUACACCUUGAUAUUCUGAAAAUGGCGACCGAAGAAAUUCAAUCGCCGGAAUUAUCUGUUGCGGAUCAAUUGGAUAAUGAAAUUGCCAAUCUGAGAGUUCAAGUGGACUCAAUAAAACGAGAACUUAAACUACAAACCGCAACUCUGAUAACAUCAGAAUCAACACGUCAAAUCAUACAAGACGACUCCGGCAGAAAAUCAAGGCAGACACGCAGUUCUAGAUCCCAAGAACUGCUAGCAAAGGCCGAUGAGCAAAACGCCCACAAGCAACAAUGUCUUUAUCGAGCAUGCGCCUCCAUAACAACCUUCAAGGUCAGCGACCCGGAUCCAAACGCUGUAGAUGGGGGCAAUGUCCUAGGUCUGCGAUUUGAGGUCAUGUCUAAAUCUCGGUUUCUCCGACCGUACUACGUUAUGUUAAAUAGGCCCUACCCCAAUUCCCGCUAUCUGCGCAUUCAUCGGCACACUGUACCCCAGAGCAUACCUCUCUCAGGUAUAGCAGCUCGAUAUCUUCCGCCACCAGCCGCCAAGGACGACGUCGACGUCAAAAAGCAAGACCUAACAACAUUCGCGCGAACAUUAAGGCGGGAACUAGUGCGACACCAAAAUCGCAGUGCUGUUAUCGGCGAUCUACGCAAAUCUGCAGGCUUGGAAAGUAAGGAUGCCAAAGCCAAGGAGGGCGAAGUUUCGGUCGUCGAUAUUAGCGCCGCAGACGCGCAAGCGAAACAAAUUCGCGUGGAAUGGAGCGACGGACGGUCGGGCCGUCUGGUUAUUGACGACGAUGGUGAUAUUGUGAAGAUGGUUGUGCAAGGCGAGAAUGGACAAGAUCGGGAGGCUGUUAGACAGCUCAUUGGAGGAAGUGCGCGGAUUGAGGAAGUCACUAAACGACUUGAAAGCACCUAACUACCUACAUAUGUAGGUACGAAUUGUGAUGCGAUAACGUAUCCCGGCUCGU